This is a messenger RNA of Bombina bombina (fire-bellied toad), 1441 nucleotides long. Its product is annotated as dnaJ homolog subfamily C member 21-like. Gene Ontology annotation, molecular function: nucleic acid binding; zinc ion binding. The record is from RefSeq and is a predicted model, not a curated record. NCBI's taxonomy places the organism in Eukaryota, Metazoa, Chordata, Amphibia, Anura, Bombinatoridae. Gene Ontology annotation, cellular component: cytoplasm.
AUGAAGUGUCACUAUGAGAUGCUCUGUGUUCGCAGGGAAUGCACUGAUGAUGAUCUCAAGAAGGCCUAUAGGAAGCUGGCCCUGAGGUGGCACCCAUAUAAGAUCUUAGACAACUCAGAGGAAGCUGCAGAACAGUUUAAAUUAAUCCAAGCAGCCUAUGAUGUGCUUAGCGAUCCUCAGGAAAGAGCCUGGUAUGAUAACCACAGGCAUGCCCUUUUGAAAGGAGGUGUAGAUGGGGAAUACCAGGAUGACAGCUUGGAUCUGCUCCAGUAUUUUAUUGUGACUUGUUACUCUGGAUACCCUACUUUUGGAGAUUCUUAGAGUGAUUAUGAUAUGGUAGUUCACCUGUUUUAUUCCUAUUGGCAAAGUUUUUGUACAGUAAAAAACUUUGCCUUGAAAAAAGAAUAUGAUACAAGACAGGCUUCAAACCGAUGGGAGAAACGUGCUAUGGAAAAGGAAAAUAAGAAAACACGCAAAGUUUGCAAGGAGAGGAGUGAACUGGUCCGCCAGCUUGUUGUGUUUGUUCGAAAAAGGGACAAAAAAGUUCAGGCUCAUAGGAAACUGGUGGAAGAGCAGAAUGCAGAGAAAGCCAAAAAGGUGGAGGAGCUUCACAGGCAACAGAAGUUGAAGCAGUCCAAACUUGCGGAGCAGUACAAGGAGCAGAGCUGGAUGGCUAUGGGUGAGCUAGAGAAGGAGCUGCAGCAGAUGGAAGCUCAGUAUGAAAGAGAAUUUGGGGUCAAGUCUGACAAUGAAGUGGUAGUAACAGAAGAGCAAAAUAGCAAAACAAGUGAUGAAGGAGAAGAGGAAUUGUUUGAUGACCUUUACUGUCCUGCUUGUGACAAAGUGUGCCAGACUGAAAAAGCAAUGAGAAAUCAUGAGAAAUCAAAGAAGCAUCGGGAGAUGGUGGCGCUACUGCGGCAACAGCUGGAAGAGGAGGAUGAAGAAUUCAGUGCUUCACUGACAGAGGAAAACAGUGCCCUGGAGGGAGAAGCCGAAUCUUUAUCAGAAGAUGAACAAAUUGAACAAACAACAAAACCAAAAAUUUAAAAGAAACAAAAAAAGAAGAAACAACAAAAAAUAAGGGAAGAUGUCGCCAUUGUGGUGGAAAACAAUACAGAUGAAACCCAGAAUUUAGAAACAGAUGUAAACAGCACAACAUUAGACCAAACAGAGUAAGAAAACCAGGAAACCAGCUCCAUAUCCUCUAAAACAAAUGAGUAAGAGACUCAAAGAGACGUAAACGCGGCACCAAAACUUAAAGGAAAGAAAGCAAGAGACAUGAAGAAAGCUGCUAAAAAGUCAGAACCCACAGAAGAGCAAGCAGAGAAUGAUGUUUCCCUGUGUUGCAAUACAUGUUCCUCUGAAUUUACUACUCGGAAUAAACUAUUUAACCAUUUGAAGGCAACAGGGCAUGCCCUAGCAAUAAACAACCCUACACUGU